AGGGACUAGCACAUGUUCUGCUCUCUGGCAAAGGAGGAAGACUGAAAAACAACUACACUGGCUACCAAUAUAGCUUUAGAAUAAAAAUGAAGUGGCCCUGGGUCUGGAUCAAACUCUGCUGGCUCUGUCCAACUUUGGUUUAUGGUGGGAAGGUACUUGUUUUUCCAGUAGACAUGAGCCACUGGGUUAACAUGAAAGUCAUUAUAGAGGAACUACACUCGAGGGGUCACCAGGUUUCUGUUGUGCGAUCAUCAAACAGCUGGUACAUCAAGGAAACCUCCCCAUUCUAUACUUCAGUUACACUUGAUAUAGAGUUUGGAUUGGAAGAAGAAUUUAUAACUACGUAUCUGGCCCGGUUGCUGGAAAUCCAGAGGGAAAGGAAGUCUGUCUGGGCACGUUUUAAACUGGAAAUGGAACAAACAGAACUGGCCAGUGAGAUUAAUAGGAAAACAUGCAAAAUGCUGGAGCUGCUUUUUGAAAACAAAGAUCUGAUACAAUCACUACGGGAUACCAAAUAUGACCUUGUCCUCACAGACCCUGCUACACCAGGGGGUGUUAUAUUUGCCCACUACCUCAGAUUACCUUUUGUUUUCAAUGUCAGAUGGACUAGUCAAGGUGAAGGCCAUUUUUCAAUUGCACCCUCUCCUCUUUCUUAUGUUCCAAUGACAGGGACAGAGCUAUCAGACAAAAUGAGCUUUCUCGAGAGACUUCUUAAUGUCAUUGUUUUUGGCUUAACACAAAUGCAAAUUGCACAGUUUGUUUUACCACAUUAUGUUGCCUUAACUGAAAAAUAUUUAGGCCCAGAUGUGGACUAUUUCUCCUUGUUUCAAGCAGCAGACCUGUGGCUGAUGAGAGUGGACUUUGUGUUUGAGUUCCCUCGUCCCACCAUGCCUAAUGUUAUCUAUAUGGGAGGGUUCCAGUGUAAAGACGCAAAACCUCUGCCUCAACACCUGGAGGAGUUUGUGCAGAGUUCUGGAGAGCAUGGAGUCAUCAUCAUGUCUCUGGGGACUUUGAUUGGAGAGCUUCCCCACGAUUUAGCCGAUGAAAUCGCUGCAGCUUUUGCUAAAUUACCACAGAAAGUCAUCUGGAGGUAUAAAGGUGACAGACCAGCCACUCUGGGCAACAACACUUUACUAGUCGACUGGUUGCCACAGAAUGACCUCCUAGGACAUCCAAAGACUAAACUAUUUGUAAGUCAUGGGGGAACAAAUGGAAUCUAUGAGUCUAUAUAUCACGGGGUUCCAAUUGUAGGCAUUCCCUUUGUGUUUGAUCAAGCCGACAACCUCUCCAGAGUGAGAGCAAAGGGCGCUGCAAUGGUUGUGGAUAUAUCUGAAUUGGACAGCAAAGCAUUUCAGACUGUCAUACAGGAAGUCCUGCACGAGCCCUCCUACAGGAUGAACAUGCAGAGACUCUCCAGGCUGCACAGAGAUCAGCCAAUGAAGCGGCUGGACACCGCCCUCUUCUGGAUAGAGUUUGUCAUGAGACACAAAGGUGCGGCUCACCUGAGAACAGAGUCCUACAGACUGCCCUGGUAUUCCUACCACUCAGUAGAUGUCGUUUUAUUUUUGCUGACAGUUACACUGCUUAUUUUGUUCAUUUUUGUUGGGUUAGUAUGGUCGUGCUUCAGACUGUGUUUGAAAAGAAAAAUGAAAUCUGACUAGCAGAGAAGGAAGCUUUGUUUAUUUUGAUACGUGUUAAUAUGUUACUUUCAUUCUGGCGGUGAUCAGUUGAAUAUUAAAAGAGUAGAUGAUGAUGUUGACCGACUGUUUGACUGUGCUUUACUGACUGUACUUUGAUACAAGCAGAGUCAUUUCACUUAUCAGUAUGCAUGCAUCACUUUAACAAUUACUUUUGGCUCUAAACAAAUGAAAAUCUUAAAACUCACAGCAAAUGCAAACUACCAUAGGACUAGUAGACUAAGUUGAUAAAAUUGAGAUACAAAUUUGACCUCUUCUAUUCUCUAUUUUUCUGUACACUGCAUUAAAAACUACAUUAAAUGCAAAGAUUCUGAAAAAAGACCUCAAGUUCCCAAUAAAAUCUUAAAACAAUAUGGACUGAAGAAAAAACAUGCGCAUCUCUUGGUUUGUUGAACCACCCUACCACUCUGAAGAUGUGAUGCUACUCAUAGUUGGAGUUGUGCUGAUUAUUCUGGGCACCUUUGUUGCCCUAAUAAGGUGUUUAUGCUGUAAACUCUGUCUGAGACCAAAAAAGGAUAAAAAGGUGAUUGAAAAAUCAAAGUGGCAUUCAAACUGAAAUUUAAACCACAAAUAUGUGUAUUGUGCAAAUAUGUACAAAUAUGUGUACUUCUAAAUAUGUGAAAAUUUGAAAUUUUGGCUUUAGUUGUUUUUACUGUGAUUUGAUGGGGAGAUUGAAAAUACAUUUCCAAAGAGUUGCAAAAGCUGUAAUGCUGAUUCUAUUAAAAAAGACAACAAAUCAAAAUCAUUCAGUGCUUUAUAAUUAUUCAUUUUAUCCACAAGGAAGAACACAUAUGUCACAAAAUGUACAGUAGCAUUGCUGCUUUAGAGGGAACAAAAUAAAAGCCU
Xiphias gladius (swordfish) is the source of this 2543-nucleotide messenger RNA. RefSeq names its product UDP-glucuronosyltransferase 2B15-like. The transcript has 2 exons. NCBI's taxonomy places the organism in Eukaryota, Metazoa, Chordata, Actinopteri, Istiophoriformes, Xiphiidae. Bases 87 to 1661 code for a protein of 524 amino acids. Gene Ontology annotation, molecular function: UDP-glycosyltransferase activity. The record is from RefSeq and is a predicted model, not a curated record.